AAUCGAUAACAAACGUGAGGCUCCGGCAGAGUAGAACAGAGCCAGAACCACGUAUUUAUUUCAAUGAGUAGCGAACUAAAACUAUGUUUGUUUAAUUAAAACUACAACGUCCGAAAGAGGAUUUAACUGCAAACGUGGGUUAUGUUUGCUACCAAUAAGGACGAUAACAACAACAACAGGUUUAGGAGCAGGAGCAUAUACAUCCAAAAGCAUCAUAAUGCAUGAAAUAAUUUGUAUGCUGAUCGGCCGACUGCUGCUGCUCUUGGUGGCCGCGUAUGAGCUAAUAUGGCGACUGCGCCAGCGUCUACAUGCACUUGUAUUUUGGUCAUAUGACUAUUGGCGUAGCACAGCCGCGCGUGAGCGGGCGGAGCGGGCGGUGUUAGAGCGCUGCCGCUUUGAGUGCACAAAGUUGCCAAAACAUUUGGUGCUCGUGAUAGCUCCAAACGAAGCUUAUGUCGAUGCUGUUCUCCUAACGCGUCUUUUUGGAUUUGCUUUGAAAGUUGGUAUCCAGCAUGUGAGUGUGUAUGAUAGGCGGGAACAGGACAAAGGUUACGUAGACUUGGCUGCCGUGGGAGAAAUGCAAGCAGAUGGGCGUUUUACAUGGCCUCCAAUUAAAGUUCCAAAGAAGGAAGAAAAUGGUUAUAAACUAAAUGGCAACGGCUACACAAAUGGUGGGACGCCGCACUUCGAACAGCUAAAGCUCUAUCAAAUAAAGGCUAACGACGGGCAUGCCCUGAUAGCUGAUGUUUGCCGUGAGCUCUAUCAACAGCGAAAGACGGAAUUCGUGCAAAACCUAUUGCAGGAUCAGCGUCGGGAAGCGAUCACCGAACAAAUCAGUGAAAUGUUAGGCAAACGUUUGGGUUUUGUGGUUCCAGAACCGGAAUUAGGUUUGAUAUUUGCUCGUCAAACAUGCACGUAUGGCCUUUUGCCUUGGCAUGUACGUUUCACCGAGUUCCAUACGCAUCCCAGUGGACGUUAUUUUGAUGUUCACUCAUUUACCCAGUUGCUGUACAAAUAUUCUCGCUGUGAGCAACGUUGGGGCAAAUGAAACGCCUCCUGUGUACAAUAUUGAUUAGUUACUUUUUUCCUAUCUGUAAAAAUUCAUGCUAAGUAAGUAAGAAUAAACGAAAUGUAUUUCCGAUAUUUAAAAAA
Drosophila willistoni is the source of this 1152-nucleotide messenger RNA. It is a transcript of the gene Tango14, whose product is annotated as dehydrodolichyl diphosphate synthase complex subunit NUS1. Bases 218 to 1048 code for a protein of 276 amino acids. Lineage: Eukaryota; Metazoa; Arthropoda; Insecta; Diptera; Drosophilidae. Gene Ontology annotation, cellular component: endoplasmic reticulum membrane; dehydrodolichyl diphosphate synthase complex. The record is from RefSeq and is a predicted model, not a curated record. Gene Ontology annotation, molecular function: ditrans,polycis-polyprenyl diphosphate synthase [(2E,6E)-farnesyl diphosphate specific] activity. The transcript is spliced from 3 exons.